UUUUGGGGGGAGGAGAAACACUCGUAGGGGUGGCUGCGGCUCAAUGGGAUGUUGACUGGCUUCUUCUCUUGCCAGCGCUGUGGAGCCGGGUCAGAAGCCUCCACCGGGGCCGCUCCUCCGGCUGCCUCUCCGGAAUGAGGCCUCAGUUCCCGCGCAGGACGGCUCCCUUUUUCUUCCGAGAGAGCCCAAGGAGAGGCCGAAGCCGAGACGAUGCCUGGGAAGCUGAAGGUGAAAAUCGUGGCCGGGCGCCAUUUGCCGGUGAUGGACCGAGCUAGUGACCUGACUGAUGCCUUCGUGGAGGUAAAAUUUGGUAAUACCACCUUUAAAACAGAUGUGUAUCUCAAGUCCCUCAACCCUCAGUGGAACUCAGAAUGGUUUAAAUUUGAGGUGGAUGAUGAAGAUUUACAAGAUGAACCUCUCCAGAUCACAGUUCUUGACCAUGAUACAUAUAGUGCAAAUGAUGCCAUUGGUAAAGUGUACAUUGACAUUGAUCCUUUACUCUACAGUGAGGCUGCAACGGUCAUCUCAGGAUGGUUUCCAAUUUAUGAUACCAUUCAUGGUAUCCGUGGGGAAAUCAAUGUAGUUGUCAAAGUAGACCUCUUCAAUGAUUUAAAUCGAUUUAGGCAGUCGUCAUGUGGAGUCAAAUUCUUUUGCACGACAUCUAUUCCAAAGUGCUAUAGAGCUGUAAUAAUUCACGGAUUUGUAGAAGAACUUGUGGUCAACGAAGACCCAGAAUAUCAAUGGAUUGAUCGAAUUCGCACACCAAGGGCAUCAAAUGAGGCCAGACAGAGACUCAUUUCUUUAAUGUCAGGUGAACUGCAGAGGAAGAUUGGCUUGAAAGUACUUGAAAUGAGAGGAAAUGCAGUUGUUGGGUACUUACAGUGUUUUGAUCUGGAAGGCGAAUCUGGGUUAGUGGUACGAGCCAUAGGAACAGCGUGUACACUGGAUAAAUUAAGUAGCCCAGCAGCAUUCCUUCCUGCAUGUAAUUCCCCGUCCAAAGAAAUGAAGGAGAUUCCCUUCAAUGAAGAUCCCAAUCCCAACACUCACUCAUCAGGACCCUCAACCCCUCUGAAAAACCAAACUUAUUCCUUUUCACCUUCCAAGUCCUACAGUCGACAGUCCUCUUCUUCUGACACAGAUUUGAGUUUGACACCCAAAACUGCACCUUACCCACAGGGGGCUAGGAUUUACCUGUGUCCCAGCUCCCCCUCUCUCUCUUGUGGUUCCCUUCAUCUUAAAAAGUCCUGUCUUCUCCUCUCGGAAUCUAGCCUUCCCCCUCAUCCUUCUAGCCUUGUCAGCCCAGUUCUGAGGAAAAGUGUUUCUUUCAGUGAAGAGCUGUUCCUGGCUGCUUCUGGAAUGGGAAGUGGUAGUGCUGGAAAAGAAGGGGGGCCCUUUAAAGCUCUUUUAAGACAACAGACUCAGUCAGCUUUGGAACAGAGGGGAGGAUCACCUCAUAGGUUCUGUAGAAGGCGGGAAUUUCCAUUUUUUACCUUGACGGCGUUUCCUCCUGGAUUCCUCGUGCAUGUCGGGGGAGUUGUUAGUGCACGCUCUGUGAAGCUUUUGGAUCGUAUCCACAAUCCUGCCUUUGUCGGAAUUAUGGGUAACACAAGAUCUUACAAACUGCUAGACUGGAAUAGUUUCAAUUCAGAUGAACCAGAAACUCGAGAUGCGUGGUGGGCAGAAAUCAGACAAGAAAUAAAAUCACAUGCCAAAGCAUUAGGCUGUCAUGCUGUAGUGGGCUACAGUGAAUCAACUAGCAUUUGUGAAGAGGUCUGUAUUUUAUCUGCAUCCGGCACAGCAGCUGUACUGAACCCUAGAUUUCUGCAGGAUGGCACCGUGGAGGGCUGUUUGGAACAGAGGCUAGAAGAAAAUUUGCCUGCAGGCUGUGGAUUUUGCCAUAUACCAUAUGAUGAACUGAAUAUGCCAUUUCCAGCUCAUCUCACAUAUUGCUAUAACUGCAGGAAACAAAAAGUUCCCGAUGUUCUCUUUACAACUAUAGACCUCCCAAUGGAUGCAGCAGUUAUUGGAAAAGGUUGUCUCAUUCAAGCAAGGUUGUGUCGCUUAAAAAAGAAGGCACAAGCAGAAGCAAAUGCCACAGCUAUCAGUAAUCUGUUGCCAUUUAUGGAAUAUGAAGUGCAUACUCAGCUAAUGAAUAAACUAAAACUCAAAGGAAUGAACGCUUUAUUUGGACUGAGAAUUCAGAUCUCAGUGGGUGAAAAUAUGUUGAUGGGCUUAGCGUCAGCCACAGGUGUGUAUUUAGCAGCUUUACCAACGCCUGGUGGUAUUCAGAUUGCUGGGAAGACUCCUAAUGAUGGCUCGUACGAGCAGCAUAUAUCUCAUAUGCAGAAGAAGAUAAAUGACACGAUUGCUAAGAAUAAAGAAUUAUAUGAAAUCAAUCCUCCGGAGAUAUCUGAAGAGAUUAUAGGAUCACCCAUUCCAGAACCUAGACAACGCUCAAGACUUUUGAGAUCUCAAUCAGAAAGCUCUGAUGAAGUUACAGAAUUGGACCUUUCACAUGGGAAAAAAGAUGCAUUUGUUUUGGAGAUCGAUGACACAGAUGCUAUGGAAGACGUACAUUCUCUACUCACUGAUGUUCCGCCUCCUUCAGGCUUUUAUAGUUGUAAUACAGAAAUUAUGCCUGGUAUAAAUAAUUGGACAUCUGAAAUACAGAUGUUCACAUCAGUAAGAGUAAUCCGAUUAAGCAGCCUUAAUCUAACUAAUCAAGCCCUCAAUAAGAAUUUUAAUGAUCUCUGUGAAAACUUGCUCAAGAGCCUGUAUUUUAAACUACGGUCUAUGAUCCCCUGCUGCCUUUGCCAUGUAAAUUUUACAGUAUCUCUCCCUGAAGAUGAAUUAAUUCAGGUUACAGUCACAGCAGUUGCAAUAACUUUUGACAAAAAUCAGGCUUUACAGACCACAAAAACACAUGCUGAGAAGUCAUUGCAAAGAGCCUCUACAGAUAAUGAAGAACUUCUGCAGUUUCCCCUCGAACUCUGUUCAGAUGCACUUCCUUCUCAUCCUUUUCCACCGGCUAAAGAACACCUGGAGAGUGCAAGUUCUAACUCAGGUAUACCAGCUGCACAGAGAGCAACGUCAGUUGAUUACAGUUCCUUUGCAGACAGAUGCAGCAGCUGGAUAGAGCUCAUUAAACUGAAAGCUCAGACCAUAAGGCGUGGAUCAAUUAAGACAACUGUGACAGUCGAAAAAGCAAGUCCAGUGGGUGAAGGAAAUUUCCGGAAUCGCUCUUCUCCACCUUGUGCAAAUUCUACAGUUGGGGUGGUUAAGAUGACACCUCUUUCCUUCAUUCCUGGAGCAAAAAUAACGAAAUAUCUUGGGAUAAUUAACAUGUUUUUUAUUCGGGAAACCACUUCUCUUCGUGAGGAAGGAGGUGUCAGUGGUUUUCUCCAUGCUUUUAUUGCUGAAGUGUUUGCGAUGGUGAGAGCUCACGUGGCUGCACUGGGAGGGAAUGCUGUUGUCUCCUACAUAAUGAAGCAGUGUGUCUUCAUGGAGAAUCCAAAUAAGAACCAGGCACAGUGUCUUAUAAACGUAAGUGGUGAUGCAGUGGUUUUUGUUCGUGAAUCUGAAUUAGAAGUGGUGUCAACUCAGCAACCUGCUGCCAACUGCCAGCCCUCAUGUACUGGAGGAGAAGUUACAACCUGAAGUCAGUUAGAAAGAAUGAGCUCCACUAAAUGACAUUCAUGGGUCUCCUUUGUUUUGUCAUUCAUUUAUCUUACUAGACAUAAAAAAUGAACUUGAGAGAAUUGAGGAACAAUUGAUACAUUCUGAGUAUAUUUGAUUCAUCUGGGAUCACUUGGAGGCCUGAGAAUUUUCAAAUCUUGACAUUUUAUUUCGGCCAGCCUAGACAGACAGGCCCCGUGGAGCUUUGACCCCACCUCCCCACCCAGGAAGUUCAGAUAAAUUUCUCUGAGAACUGUAAUAAAGAUGGAAGCUAUGUAUAAUUUAUGUUGAUUUUAAUAAAAUCAUAAUUUAGAAAAUGAAAUGGAAGAUUAUCAGGAAAUUAGGAUAGCUAUCCUAGUGUAAUUUAGAAAAACUAAGCAAGAAAUGAACAAAUUGUUAAUGAGUAAGUAAUCUGAUUCGAGGAAUGUAUGGGGUAAAUGGAGAAAAGUUUUCAGAAAGCUAUUCGGGUUUCUGAAUAUGUUAUUUUGAUGAGGAAUUUGGUAACAACUGAAAGGGAAAAUUGCUUCAGCCGUCUUUGAAAAAGAAGUUAAAAUUCUGCAACUUGUAUCCAUAAUAUGUCCUAACUACUGGAAAAGAAAAGUAAUUUAUCAGAGCCAGUGUCCUUCCAUUGGAAGUUUAAAUAAGGAAGGAGGAAAAAAACUACUAUAUAACUUCGUUUCUAGCCAAGUUUCAAUUUGUGUUUAAUUUGUCUGGAAGAGGCUUGGCUUCAGCUGGGAAGAAAAGGCCAGUGAAUUUUGUUGAAGUAGUUAAAAUAUAAUUGAUCUAGAAGGAACAUAAAAUUAUUUUCUAAUAAAGUCAUACUGUACUCCCACCAAAUAACCAGAAUUUUAGUAAUAUCUUAGGGAUUUUUGAUGGUGAGUUAGACUGUAUUUGGCAUAGAGUUUGGAAAUGCAACUUGAAUGUAAAUAUGCUGCAGAAUGUUGAAUAUAUAGAUAGAAAUACUUUUUUGUCAAUGCCAAAUACCUAUUACAAAUGAACCUUUAAAAGUACAUUCCUCCUUUGCACAACAAAAUUUCUUUAUAAAACUCAUGAUUUUGCUCUUCCAGGAUAACAACUGCCCUAAAGAUUAGGAGUCAUUUCCUUGUUAUCACAGGUGUCAAUAUUUUUCUGUACUUUGUUUAUAAUUUUAUUUUUUAAAUAA
Molecule: messenger RNA, 4837 nt
Organism: Balaenoptera musculus (blue whale)
Lineage: Eukaryota; Metazoa; Chordata; Mammalia; Artiodactyla; Balaenopteridae
Gene: C2CD5
Product: C2 calcium dependent domain containing 5
Exons: 30
Coding region: 211-3657 (1148 amino acids)
Biological process (GO): positive regulation of D-glucose transmembrane transport; positive regulation of protein targeting to membrane; positive regulation of vesicle fusion
Cellular component (GO): plasma membrane
Molecular function (GO): calcium-dependent phospholipid binding; calcium ion binding
Source: RefSeq, a predicted model, not a curated record